UAAAAAAACAAAACAAAAACAUUAUUUUUUUUUCUUUCUUCCACAUUGGAAUGGAAGAUCAACAACAACAACAACAAAAUGUUCAAUCUCAGAUUUCCAAUACCAAUAAUCCAAACACUGAAAAGAGUGAAAGUACUGUGAGGUCAAGAUGGACACCAAAACCUGAACAAAUCCUUAUACUUGAAUCCAUCUUCAAUAGUGGAAUGGUUAAUCCACCAAAAGAUGAAACUGUUAGAAUAAGAAAACUUCUUGAGAAAUUUGGAAAUGUUGGUGAUGCUAAUGUUUUUUAUUGGUUUCAGAAUCGUCGUUCUCGUUCUCGUCGCCGCCAAAGGCAGAUGCAAGCUGCUGCUCAAAUAAGCAGCAGCGGUGCAAAUCCAUACCACCAAUACCAAAGCAGCAGCAACACCAACAGUAUUUCUCCAUCUGUUGGUGCGUCUGCAAUUGGUUUUGGUGGUUCAUCUUUUACUAUGAAUUCUUCUUCUAGUAAUUCGUCUUAUAAUAAUAACAACUUUUCGGGUUCUUCAUCGUCGUGUGGUGUUGGUGUUGGUGCUGGUGUUGCUGAAGAAGGGUUUGGUGGUUUGUUCUUAGGUUCUUCUCAAAUUAAUUUCCCUGAAAUUGAUCAAACUUCUUCAGCUGCUUCUUCAGCUUUGUUUCCAUCUGAUCAGGCUUCAAAUUUCAACUAUCACUCAGGAUUUGGGGGGAGUAAUAUUUCAGGUUUGAUCACAGUUUUCAUCAAUGGAGUUGCAACAGAAGUUCCAAGGGGUAUAAUAGACAUUAAAACAAUGUUUGGUGAAGAUGUAAUGUUAGUUCAUUCUUCUGGAGUUUCAGUUCCAACCAAUGAGUUUGGUUUCUUGAUGCAGAGCUUGCAGCAUGGUGAAAGCUACUUUCUGGUUUCAAAGCAAAACCAAGUAUGAACAAAUGAACAAGUAGCACAACAAUGGACAAAUAUUAUGGAAGCUUCCUUUAUAUGUUUCUUCAAUAUAUUAUAUUACCAUCUCUUUUUUUUCUUCUUCA
Molecule: messenger RNA, 1014 nt
Organism: Cicer arietinum (chickpea)
Lineage: Eukaryota; Viridiplantae; Streptophyta; Magnoliopsida; Fabales; Fabaceae
Product: WUSCHEL-related homeobox 11-like
Biological process (GO): adventitious root development
Molecular function (GO): DNA-binding transcription factor activity; DNA binding
Source: RefSeq, a predicted model, not a curated record